Molecule: messenger RNA, 3017 nt
Organism: Urocitellus parryii (Arctic ground squirrel)
Lineage: Eukaryota; Metazoa; Chordata; Mammalia; Rodentia; Sciuridae
Gene: Hkdc1
Product: hexokinase domain containing 1
Biological process (GO): glucose metabolic process; intracellular glucose homeostasis; glucose 6-phosphate metabolic process
Cellular component (GO): mitochondrion; cytosol
Molecular function (GO): ATP binding; D-glucose binding; fructokinase activity
Source: RefSeq, a predicted model, not a curated record
AUGUUUGCGGUGCAUUUGCUGGCAUUUUACUUCACCAAGCUGAAAGAGGAUCAGAUCAAGAAGGUGGACCGAUUCCUGUAUCAUAUGCGGCUCUCUGAUGAGACCCUUCUGGACAUCAUGGCCCGGUUCCAGGUUGAGAUGGAGAAGGGCCUGGGGAAGGACACCAACCCCACGGCCUCGGUGAAGAUGCUGCCCACCUUUGUCAGGGCCAUUCCAGAYGGCUCAGAAAAUGGGGAAUUCCUUUCCCUGGAUCUUGGAGGAUCCAAGUUUCGAGUCUUGAAGGUGCAAGUCUCUGAGGAAGGGAAACGAAAUGUCCAGAUGGAGAGUCAGUUCUACCCAAUGCCCAAUGAAAUCAUCCGGGGAAAUGGCUCAGAGCUGUUUGACUACGUGGCUGACUGCCUGGCAGAUUUCAUGAAGACCAAAGACUUGCAGCAUAAGAAACUGCCCCUUGGCUUUACUUUUUCUUUUCCCUGCAAACAGACUAAGUUGGAAGAGGGUGUCCUGCUUUCAUGGACCAAGAAGUUCAAGGCACGGGGYGUUCAGGACACGGACGUAGUGAGCCGCCUGACCAGAGCCAUGAAAAAACACAAGGACCUGGAUGUGGAUAUCCUGGCCUUGGUCAAUGACACCGUGGGGACCAUGAUGACAUGUGCCUACGAUGAUCCCUACUGUGAAGUCGGUGUGAUCAUUGGAACUGGCACCAACGCAUGUUACAUGGAGGACAUGAGCAACAUUGACCUUGUGGAAGGCGACGAGGGGAGGAUGUGCAUCAACACAGAGUGGGGGGCCUUCGGGGACGAUGGGGCCUUGGAGGACAUCCGCACCGAGUUUGACAGGGAGCUGGACCUUGGCUCGCUCAACCCGGGGAAACAACUGUUUGAGAAGAUGAUCAGUGGCUUGUACCUGGGGGAGCUUGUCAGRCUCAUCUUGCUGAAGAUGGCUAAGGCUGGCCUCCUGUUUGGUGGUGUGAAAUCCUCUGCUCUCCACACUAAGGGCAAGAUCGAGACACAACACGUGGCUGCCAUGGAGAAGUACAAAGAAGGCCUUGCUAAUACAAGAGAGAUCCUGGUGGAUCUGGGCCUGGAGCCCUCUGAGGCCGACUGCAUUGCUGUCCAGCAUGUCUGCACCAUCGUCUCCUUCCGUUCCGCCAACCUCUGUGCAGCAGCGUUGGCGGCCAUCCUGACGCGCCUCCGGGAGAACAAGAAGCUGGCGAGGCUCCGGACCACGGUGGGCAUGGAUGGCACACUCUACAAGAUACACCCCCAGUACCCCAAACGCCUGCACAAGGUGGUGAGGAGACUGGUCCCAAACUGUGAUGUCCGCUUCCUCCUGUCAGAGAGUGGCAGCACCAAGGGGGCCGCCAUGGUGACGGCGGUGGCUUCCCGUGUGCAGGCCCAGAGGAAACAGAUUGAUGAGGUGCUGGCCUUGUUCCAGCUGACCCCRGAGCAGCUGGUGGGCGUGCAGCACAAGAUGCGGACUGAGUUCGAGUACGGGCUGAAGAGGAAGACGCAGGCGCUGGCCACAGUCAAGAUGCUGCCCACCUACGUCUGCGGGAUGCCCGACGGCACAGAGAAAGGAAAGUUCCUGGCCCUGGAUUUAGGGGGGACUAACUUCCGGGUCCUCCUGGUGAAGAUCAGAAGUGGACGGAGGUCAGUGCGGAUGUACAACAAGAUCUUUGCCAUCCCCCUGGAGAUCAUGCAGGGCACUGGCGAGGAGCUGUUCGACCACAUCGUGCAGUGCAUCGCCGACUUCCUGGACUACAUGGGCCUCAAGGGAGCCCGGCUGCCUUUGGGCUUCACCUUCUCCUUUCCCUGCAGGCAAAUGAGCAUUGACAAGGGAACACUCAUAGGGUGGACCAAAGGCUUCAAGGCCACCGACUGUGAAGGGGAGGAUGUGGUGGACAUGCUCAGAGAAGCCAUCAAGAGGAGAAAUGAGUUCGACCUGGACAUAGUUGCGGUUGUGAAUGACACAGUGGGGACCAUGAUGACCUGUGGCUAUGAAGAUCCUAACUGUGAGAUUGGCUUGAUUGCAGGGACAGGAAGCAACAUGUGCUACAUGGAGGAGUUGCGGAACAUCGAGCUGGUGGACGGGGAUGAGGGCAAGAUGUGUAUCAACACAGAGUGGGGAGGAUUUGGAGACAAUGGCUGCAUAGAUGAMAUCCGGACCCAGUACGACAAGGAGGUGGAUGAGGGGUCCUUGAAUCCUGGCAAACAGAGAUAUGAGAAAAUGACCAGUGGCAUGUACCUGGGGGAGAUCGUGCGGCAGAUCCUGAUUGACCUGACCAAACAGGGUCUCCUCUUCCGAGGGCAGAUUUCAGAGCGACUCCGGACCAGGGGCAUCUUUGAAACCAAGUUCCUGUCCCAGAUUGAAAGUGACCGGCUGGCCCUCCUCCAGGUCCGGAGGAUCCUGCAGCAGCUGGGCCUGGACAGCACAUGUGAGGACAGCAUCGUGGUGAAGGAGGUGUGUGGAGCCGUGUCCCGCAGGGCGGCCCAGCUCUGUGGCGCAGGCCUGGCUGCCAUCGUGGAAAAGAGGAGAGAAGACCAGGGGCUGGAGCACCUGAAGAUCACCGUGGGCGUGGACGGCACCCUGUACAAGCUGCACCCUCACUUUUCCCGGGUGCUGCAGGAAACAGUGAGAGCACUAGCCCCCCAGAGUGACGUGGCGUUCAUGCUGUCAGAAGACGGCAGUGGAAAGGGAGCAGCUCUCAUCACUGCGGUGGCCAAGAGGACACAGCAGUCACAGAAGGAGAACUAGGAGUCCCCAAGGUCGGGCCUGACACACCUYGGAUACUCACCAGCCCUUCCUCUGGCAGAUGAGUGGGUCAGGGACCAGAAGGCCACCUCCCGACGGACUUCACCUUCUUGGUGGCUGAAAGAGGACCCAGGUUCUCGGGUACUCUUAGCAUCUUGUUACUGGUUUUGCAGUGGCAUUAUAUGACAUCUCCAUUCGGUAUAUGUUAGGGCCAACAAGAGCCCAAAUUGUGAAAUCGAAGUCUCUGGCCUGAGAGAUCCGCUUUC